AUGGACAGUCUCGAGGCACCUUCUAAAAUUAUGGACAGUCUUGAGGCACCUUCUAAAAUUAUGGACAGUCUCGAGGCACCUUCUAAAAUUAUGGACAUUCUUGAGGCACCUUCUAAAAUUAUGGACAGUCUUGAGGCACCUUCUAAAAUUAUGGACAGUGUUGAGGCACCUUCUAAAAUUAUGGACAGUCUCGAGGCACCUUCUAAAAUUGUGGACAGUCUUGAGGCACCUUCUAAAAUUAUGGACAGUCUCGAGGCACCUUCUAAAAUUAUGGACAGUCUUGAGGCACCCUUU
This is a messenger RNA of Staurois parvus, 294 nucleotides long. Lineage: Eukaryota; Metazoa; Chordata; Amphibia; Anura; Ranidae. The record is from the annotation of a GenBank genome assembly.